CUUGUGCUACCCCGGAUUCAGAAUUGUGUGUUACCUAUCCGUCAGUACCUUGGCUCGCCAGAUCUUGCCUGCGCCGUCCCUCUGCUAUCCGCUUCCCGCUCCCAUCCGCCUGCACCACAGAGAACGGACCGCAGAACAAUGCGCCUUCGAAAGGCUGCCCGAGUCAUCCUGGUAGGGGCGCCGGGCGUAGGCAAGGGAACGCAGUCGGAGCGGCUACUCAAGAGGUUUCCGCAGUUGUCGUCCAUCAGCUCCGGAGACCUCCUGCGGCACAAUGUCAAGCAGCGGACACCGCUCGGAAUCAAGGUGGAAAGCACCAUGAAGGCCGGCGGCCUCGUCCCCGAUGACCUCAUACUGCGGCUCAUCAGCAACGAGUUGAGCCAGCGCGGCUGGAUCUACUCGGGCCACCACCCCUCCGACAACGUCAUGACCCUAUCCUCCUCCGCCAUCAACACCUCCUCCUCCGACGCCCACCCCAACCCCUACCAAGACGACGCCGAAGUCGCCGCCUUCCUCUCCUCACCGGCGCACGCGCGCAGCAGGAGCUACGGCCACAACCCGCCGUGCCCCAGGGUCAACGAAGACCCAUCCGCCUCGUUUCUCCUCGACGGCUUCCCGCGCACCGCGGCGCAGGCCACCCGUCUCGACGAGAUCGUGCCCAUCAACCUGGCCGUGUCCAUCAAGACGCCGCUCGAGGUCAUCAUGGAGCGCAUCGGCGGGCGGUGGGUGCACGAGCCAUCGGGCAGGGUGUACAACACGACGUUCAACGCGCCGCGCGUGGCCGGCCGCGACGACGUGACGGGCGAGCCGCUCGUGCGGAGGGCCGACGAUAGCGAGGAGGUGUACCGUGAGAGGUGGCGCAAGUUCCAGGAGACGAGCGAACCGCUGCUGGAGCACUAUGCGCGCAAGGGCGUGCUGUGGGAGGUGGAGGGGUUGAGUAGUGACGAGAUCACGCCGGUGCUGCUGAGCGAGUUUGAGAGGCGGUUUGGGGAAUAGCAUUAUUUGGGCUUGUUGGAAGGGUCUUGUGUUGGAGUGAGUCUCUGUUGUUUGUACUAACCUCCAGGGUUGAUAGAGCAGGCAGCAUGCUGCUGCGGAUGGGAC
Parathielavia appendiculata is the source of this 1098-nucleotide messenger RNA. Its product is annotated as adenylate kinase. The transcript is spliced from 2 exons. Gene Ontology annotation, biological process: nucleobase-containing compound metabolic process. Gene Ontology annotation, cellular component: cytoplasm; mitochondrion. Lineage: Eukaryota; Fungi; Ascomycota; Sordariomycetes; Sordariales; Chaetomiaceae. The record is from RefSeq and is a predicted model, not a curated record. Gene Ontology annotation, molecular function: ATP binding; AMP kinase activity. The coding region runs from base 139 to 993 and encodes 284 amino acids.